AUGGAAACCGUCCACGGCGUUGACGUCAGUUGGCUCCAUCAGCCAAACAGAGAAAGAGGUGCGCUUUCUAAACAUGCUGUAUCUUCCAGCUCGCAUAAUCAACCUGGAACAGAGCACCCUGAGCAUGAGCCCCAUGUCCACCGAGCUCCUGGAGUUGUCGACGACGCACCUCCGCCCGUCUCGUCGCAUGCCCGUUCUCGCUCCGCCUCGCCUGUAGAGUCCAAGAAGGCGCCUCAAUUGCCCUCGAAGACUCCAUCUCCACCCCGAGACGCGACACCAGCCCAGCCUCCGCCUUCAAAUCCUACCGACUCGCCUAAUGCAGCAUCCAAGACUCCGUCCCGUCGACCAAGUAUCUUGAGUCGGUCCUCUUCUCAACGAGACAGCUCUGAUGGUACCAAGAGCUCACGACGAAACUCGUGGAUCUCUAAUAUCAGCUCCAAAUUCUCCUCACAGGCCCCUCCCUCUCCAAGCGUCCCUCAGACUACCAAGUCGCAAGCCAAUGGCACCAACGCUGGUCCUUCGUCGCAAUCUGCGAGAGACAAUCUAGUCACAAGCCCGACGCAAACAACAUCAAAUCGUGAGCCCGAAGAACUACAGCCGUAUGUUCCUCAACGGCCAAAAGAUUCUAACAGUUCCUUCUUCUCAAACCUUACUCGCCGCUUGUCUUCUGGCGCUCAAAAUGCUGGCAACGUUCGUCCUGGUGAGAAUGGUGGCAUGUGCCCACGUCGUGUCCUAAACGUCAACCAGGGUCGCGAGCGUUGUCUUCUUCCUGAGCUAGACUCCGCCAAGCUACGUCGUGUCGCCUUUUCCGUCGAUGUCGAAAUCGCUUCUGGGCCGCGUUACAAAGAUGAUGGUGGUGUGGAUGUGUCGAAACAGAAGAAGACCAAGGACAAGAAGAUGAAGGAACGAGGAGAGGGUGAGGCUCUCAAGAAUCCACAAGCAGUCACCGAACGCAAAGAGCAGUCUGAUGCUGCCGCUGCUUCUACUGACGAUUCUACUGCUGAUGGGUCUGGAGCACCUGAGACAGACCUCGAGACUAGCAACAGGAUUACAGCCUAUGGAGAUAACUUAAGUUUGUCGCCCGAGGACGAUGUUGCACGUAAAGAACGGAAAGAGAAGAAGAGACAGAAGGCCGAGAAUAGUGGACAGGUUCCACGUGAACUAAAUGGCGAUACUUCUCCGACUCAAGGUACUUCGACCAACCCAACACCUACUGUAUCAGGCGCGACGACUCCCAAAGACCGCCCAACAACCGAUCCUGUGAGAAUAUACAGAAGAUGCUGUCAACUCAGGGAGUCGCCUAUUCUCAAGCGUAUCACCGAACAGCUUAUGGCAGAGGAUUGUACUUCGCCUGACGAUCCCGGAACUGUUACACAGCUCAACCUCACCGGAUCUCGUUUACAACUAGCCGACUUUGUAACUUUGAGCGACUGGCUCGCCAUUGUCCCUGUGAAGAGGCUGUUGCUUGAGGAUGCAGACAUCAGCGAUGAGGGUCUGCGCGUCGUUCUUNCUGGCUUGCUUGCCUCAAAGAAGCCUCAACCCACCAGGCGGCGAAAUGGUGCUCGCCAGAUUCCUGCCAAACCAACGGGUGGUAUCGUGGAGAAACUCACUCUCAAGAACAACCCGAGAAUCUCAAAAAUCGGCUGGAAGCACAUCUCGAUCUUCUUGUACAUGUGUCGAUCGAUCAAGGCUCUCGAUGUUUCGAUGCUACACUUCCCUCAAGAACUACCACCAAGCGAGCCUGAUUCAAACAUCAAAGCACCUAGUCAGAUGCCCAAAACAACAGGCAAAUCAGUUGAUGCUGCAGAGACAUUGUGUAGGGCGCUGUCUGGAAGGCUUGGCGGGUCUCGUCUGGAAGAGAUCACCAUGGCAGAAUGCGGGCUUGUGCCUGGUCAGAUUCGAAAGAUCGUUGACGGAGCCACAGUUUGCGGCAUUGCUAGGCUUGGAUUCGCUGGCAACAAGCUCGAUGAUGAAGGUUUCGAGCACAUACUGCAUUACGUACGAUCAGGUGUCUGCCAUGCUCUUGAUCUGGGCAGCAACGAUCUGAGAGGCAAGCUUGGCAAGCUCGCAGAAGCUCUUACACACAACCCCAACUGCCCGGUCUGGGGCCUAAGUCUUGCUGGUUGCAAUCUGGAUACAGAUUCAUUGAGAGAACUCUUGCCCACCUUGACAGCAUUGCAGAACUUCCGCUUCAUCGAUAUCAGCCAUAACAGAAAUUUGUUCGUUGGCGAUGCCUGCACCCUCCAGCUACUUAGAAAGUAUCUACCCAAGCUGGACAACCUGAAGAGAUUGCAUCUUGUAGAUGUUAGUCUCUCGGUGAAGCAGGCCAUAUCGUUGGCUGAGGUAAGAUCAUCUCUUCCAAAUUCUUCAUGGUUGAUGCUGACUUGUAAAAGGNUAUUGCCAGAAGGUGUUUCACUUGCCCAUCUGACUAUACUGGAAAACCCUCAGCUAUCUGCUUUAUCUCAAGCAACUGAUGAGGCUGGCCAAGAGGAGGCUUGCGCCUUGUAUGCUUCGCUGUGCGCCGCUGCACGAGUGUCAAAAUCACUGGUCUGCAUUGAUGUCGAUGUAAGUCACAAAGUUGUCUUUAUAUCUCGCUCCAGCACUGACAGGUGUGAUACAGNNGUUCCUGGCCCUGGUCAAAGCGAGGUAGUCAAGGCCUUGGCGAAGCAGAUAGUUGCAUACUGCCUGCGUAACAUGGACAUGACUAUGGCUCAGUCAUCACUUCUGCCUGCCGCCACUAUGCUAUCCAAGCAACAUGGAGUCGAGGAUGCCAGACAAGCACCAGUUCCAGAUGUGCUGGUCCAUCUUGUUGGACAUCUGGACGGCGAUCAACUUUCAGACGCUAGCGAUGACGAAACAGCACCGGACGACGACUACAUUGUUGGAGGUAACGGUAUAAUCAAAGCACUGGAGUACUUCCUUGGACAAGACCGAUCGGAACAACGUAAUGGUAGCAUAUCGCUUUCGGGAACCACUACACCCCGAGACAUUGGUAAUCCAGCUCAGAGCGAAAUCAAGAGGAAAGGAAAGGCCAAGGAAGUCAGUAGGAACUUGCUUGACAGUGCUCGUAAGCUUCGAAACCGGUUGAAGCCGGCUCUUGCCAAGGAGUUCGCAGCUGGUGAUGAGCUGAAUUACCGUCGUCUGCUCUUCCUCGAUCAGACUUUGAGUGGCAUGAUCGAAAGAUUCGAGGACGAGUUCCCAGAAACGCGCCUUCAUCUGGACAUCCCACCUCACCAGCAAAGCUUUUCUCUGUCAUCUUCACUGGAGUCAACGGAGUCUGGACCACUAUCAAACGACUUUAUGGCAAGCUCUGCUACGACAUUCGGGACCGAGACGUCAGCUGUUGAGUCAGAUCAGGAUGAAGAAAUACAUGCUGGUGGCUCGAUGAGACGCAAAGCAAGCGAUGUCAGUCUGGCUUCAAGAGCACUCGCGAUUGAAGAAGGUCGGAUUCAUCGUCUGGGCCACAAAGUGCGACAAGACAUCAUUGAUGUGCCCACAGCUGUGCAGACGUCCGAGUCAGAUGGGCACGGCGAAUGGGCACCAGGAUCUCACAUGGCAGAGAUUGCUUCAAAGCUGGAGGACAUGUCUGGUCCAGAGCUUCGAGUGCUUGUGGACCAGAAAGGUGGAUGGGAGGGUGUUAUGGAGAAGAUGGGGGCCAACCUGGAGGAGCUCCAGCAGUUGCAGAUGAAAGAUCCUCAGGGAUGGGAACAGUUCAAGGAGAGUCAGCUCAAAGCGCGGGCCAACCGCGGGGCACCGAUCUACCUGUGA
Messenger RNA from Aureobasidium musti, 3768 nucleotides. Lineage: Eukaryota; Fungi; Ascomycota; Dothideomycetes; Dothideales; Saccotheciaceae. The record is from the annotation of a GenBank genome assembly.